ACUCAUGAACAUCUAGUUCAUUAUGGCUCCCACCAUCACAGCUCUCCAAUAUUACGGAGCGAAAAACGUAAGACUGCAGCAGGUUCAGCCGCGACCUUGCCAUGCAGAUGAGGUCCGUAUCCAGAUUGCCUACUGCGGCAUCUGCGGCUCUGACAUCCACGAGUACCUUGGCGGCCCCGUCUUCUCGCCUCCCCCGGGCAAGAAGAACCCGUAUACUGGCGCCGAACUCCCAGUGACGCUGGGCCACGAAAUUAGUGGAACGAUCGUCGAGCUCGGCUCGUCAGUGCCAGCGUCCGAUCCAAAUCUCAAGCUCGGCAUGAGAGUAGCCGUAAACCCAGCCAUGAAUGAUCGACACCAUGGGGUAGAGAAAUGCACCGCAUGCCAACUGGGGUUGCCCAAUAUCUGCAAGCGGUAUACAUCGUACGGGUUCAGUGCCGCAGGGGGCGGGCUCGCGAGCGAAAUCGUUGUCAAGCAUUAUGCCUGCAUUCCGCUCCCUGAUUCAAUCUCGUUGAAGGUGGGCGCGCUCCUGGAGCCGCUCGCGGUGGCGUGGCACUGUAUUCGGAUUUCUGGGUUUCAAAGGGACCAGACGGUUCUCAUACUCGGUGCCGGGCCUAUCGGCCUAGCGAUUCUGAUGAUUCUAAGGGUCUGGGGGGUCAAGACGGUCGUUAUCAGUGAGGUGGCGGCGUCACGAAAGCGGAUGGCGAGGGAGCUGGGCGCUGAUCUGGUGCUCGACCCAACUGAGUUGGGGAGCUCUAAGGAUGGACUGGAUCCAGUGGUCGUGGCUACGCAAAAGGCCAUGAAGGCAGACGGGGCCGACGUGACAUUCGACUGUACGGGGCUGCAAUCCACUCUGGACACGGCCAUUGCUGCGACCAGACCAGGGGGCACUGUCUUCAACGUCGCCAUCCAUGAAAAGCCCCUGAUGGUGAAUCUCAACGAGCUGACUCUGGGCGAGAGGCGCCUGACUGGUGGAAUCUGCUACACGGACGUUGAUUUCCAGGAGCUCAUUGCUGCUCUGGAAGCAGGGAAGAUUCAGGCCGAGAGGCUGAUUACAUCGAUCGUGGAUUUAGACGACGUUAUUGACAAGGCGCUGAUGGAGUUGAUCCAUAACAAGGCUGCGCAUGUCAAGAUCUUGGUCAAGCCAAACCAUGUGCGGUCAGUCCGUCUAUAGCGUAAGUUUUUCUCUUAACUAAAUAUAUAUAUUUGGAAUUCU
Aspergillus nidulans FGSC A4 is the source of this 1213-nucleotide messenger RNA. RefSeq names its product 2,3-butanediol dehydrogenase. The transcript is spliced from 2 exons. NCBI's taxonomy places the organism in Eukaryota, Fungi, Ascomycota, Eurotiomycetes, Eurotiales, Aspergillaceae. Gene Ontology annotation, molecular function: oxidoreductase activity; oxidoreductase activity, acting on the CH-OH group of donors, NAD or NADP as acceptor; zinc ion binding. Bases 23 to 1171 code for a protein of 382 amino acids. The record is from RefSeq and is a predicted model, not a curated record.